This is a messenger RNA of Vicugna pacos (alpaca), 6084 nucleotides long. RefSeq names its product ADAM metallopeptidase with thrombospondin type 1 motif 17 (gene ADAMTS17). Gene Ontology annotation, molecular function: metalloendopeptidase activity. NCBI's taxonomy places the organism in Eukaryota, Metazoa, Chordata, Mammalia, Artiodactyla, Camelidae. Gene Ontology annotation, cellular component: extracellular matrix. Gene Ontology annotation, biological process: proteolysis; extracellular matrix organization. The record is from RefSeq and is a predicted model, not a curated record.
CCCCGCCGCCCCGCGCGCCCGGCCCGGCUAGCGCGCCCUGCUGCUGCACCUGCCGGCCUUCGGGCGCGACCUGUACCUGCAGCUGCGCCGCGACCUGCGCUUCCUGUCCGGCGGCUUCGAGGUGGAGGAGGCCGGUGCAGCCGGGCGCCGUGGACGCCCCACCGAGCUGUGCUUCUACUCGGGCCGCGUGCUGGGCCACCCCGGCUCUCUCGUCUCACUCAGCGCCUGCGGCGCCGCCGGCGGCCUGGUUGGCCUCAUCCAGCUUGGGCAGGAGCAGGUGCUAAUCCAGCCCCUCAACAGUUCCCAAGGACAAGAGCAUCUGAUCAGGCGCAAAUGGUCCUUGACACCCAGCCCCUCUGCCGAGGCCCAGCUGCCCGGGCAGCUCUGCCAGGUCCUAACAGACAAGAAAAAGCCAAGGAGGGGCCAGCCUUCGAGGGACCGGCGGGAGCGGAGGAACGCCAUCCGGCUCACCAACGAGCACACGGUAGAGACGCUGGUGGUGGCCGACGCUGACAUGGUGCAGUACCACGGGGCGGAGGCCGCCCAGAGGUUCAUCCUCACCGUCAUGAACAUGGUAUACAAUAUGUUUCAGCACCAGAGCCUUGGAAUUAAAGUUAACAUUCAAGUUACCAAGCUUGUCCUGCUGCGACAACGCCCUGCCAAGUUGUCCAUUGGGCACCAUGGUGAGCGGUCCCUGGAGAGCUUCUGUCACUGGCAGAAUGAGGAAUACGGAGGCGCACGGUACCUCGGCAACAAUCAGGUUCCAGGAGCCAAGGACGACACGCCCCCCGUGGAUGCCGCCGUGUUCGUGACCAGGACAGAUUUCUGCGUACACAAAGAUGAACCUUGCGACACCGUUGGAAUUGCUUACUUAGGAGGUGUGUGCAGUGCUAAGAGGAAAUGUGUGCUUGCCGAAGACAAUGGUCUCAAUUUGGCCUUUACCAUCGCUCAUGAGCUGGGCCACAACUUGGGGAUGAACCACGACGAUGACCACUCCUCCUGCGCCGGCAGGUCCCACAUCAUGUCGGGAGAGUGGGUGAAAGGCCGGAAUCCCAGCGACCUCUCCUGGUCCUCCUGCAGUCGAGAGGACCUCGAAAACUUCCUCAAGUCGAAAGUCAGCACCUGUUUGCUGGUCACGGACCCCCGGAGCCAGCACGCGGUGCGCCUCCCGCACAAGCUGCCGGGCAUGCACUACAGUGCCAACGAGCAGUGCCAGAUCUUGUUCGGCACCAACGCCACCUUCUGCAGAAACAUGGAGCAGCAUCUGAUGUGCGCUGGACUGUGGUGCCUGGUGGAAGGAGAUACGUCCUGCAAGACCAAACUGGACCCUCCCCUGGACGGCACAGAGUGUGGGGCAGACAAGUGGUGCCGCGCGGGGGAGUGCGUGAGCAAGACGCCCAUCCCGGAGCACGUGGACGGAGACUGGAGCCCGUGGGGCGCCUGGAGCAUGUGCAGCCGCACGUGCGGGACGGGAGCCCGCUUCCGGCAGAGGAAAUGCGACAACCCUCCCCCGGGGCCUGGAGGCGCGCACUGCCUGGGCGCCAGCGUGGAGCACGCGGUCUGUGAGAACCUGCCCUGCCCCAAGGGCCUGCCCAGCUUCCGGGACCAGCAGUGCCAGACGCACGACCGGCUGAGCAGCAAGAAGAAGGGCCUGCUGACAGCGGUGGUGGUUGAUGAUAAGCCGUGUGAACUCUACUGCUCGCCCCUCGGGAAGGAGUCUCCGCUGCUGGUGGCCGACAGAGUCCUGGAUGGCACGCCCUGCGGGCCCUACGAGACCGACCUCUGCGUGCACGGCAGGUGCCAGAAAAUCGGCUGCGAUGGCAUCAUUGGGUCUGCGGCCAAAGAAGACCGGUGCGGGGUCUGCAGCGGGGACGGCAAGACCUGCCGCGUGGUGAAGGGAGACUUCAGCCACUCCCGGGGCACAGUCAAGAAUAACCUUUGUACGAAGGUGUCCACCUGCGUGAUGGCAAAGGCCGUUCCCCAGUGUUUCUCAUGUUAUAUUGAAGCUGCUGUUAUCCCAGCUGGAGCUCGAAGGAUCCGUGUGGUGGAGGAUAAACCUGCCCACAGUUUUCUGGCUCUCAAAGACUCCAGCAAGAGAUCCAUCAACAGUGACUGGAAGAUAGAGCUCCCCGGAGAGUUCCAGAUCGCAGGCACGACCGUUCGCUAUGUUAGAAGGGGCCUGUGGGAGAAAAUUUCUGCCAAGGGACCAACCAAAUUGCCGCUGCAUUUGAUGGUGUUGUUAUUUCACGACCAAAAUUAUGGAAUUCAUUACGAAUACACCAUUCCUGUAAACUACACUGCUGAGAAUCAAAGUGAACCGGAAAAACCCCAGGACUCCUUGUUCAUCUGGACCCACAGCGGCUGGGAAGGGUGCAGCGUGCAGUGCGGAGGAGGGGAACGCAGAACCAUCGUGUCCUGCACAAGAAUUAUCAACAAGACCACGACUCUGGUGAAUGACAGUGACUGCCCUCAAGCGAGCCGGCCAGAGCCCCAGGUCCGAAGGUGCAACUCCCACCCAUGCCAGUCACGGUGGGUGGCUGGCCCGUGGAGCCCCUGCUCAGCGACCUGUGAGAAGGGCAUCCAGCAUCGGGAAGUGACCUGCGUGUACCAGCUGCAGAACGGCACCCACGUCGCCACCCGGCCCCUCUACUGCCCGGUCCCCCGGCCAUCACCUGUGCAGAGCUGCGAAGGCCAGGACUGCCUGUCCAUCUGGGAGGCAUCUGAGUGGUCACAGUGUUCUGCCAACUGUGGCAAAGGGACACGGAAACGAACUGUGACGUGCACCAACUCACAGGGAAAAUGCGACGCUUCCACGAGGCCGAGAGCCGAGGAGGCCUGCGAGGACUACUCCGGCUGCUACGAGUGGAAAACGGGGGACUGGUCCAAGUGCUCCUCGACCUGUGGGAAGGGCCUGCAGUCCCGGGUGGUGCAGUGCAUGCACAAGGUCACCGGGCGCCAUGGCAACGAGUGUCCUGCCCUCUCAAAGCCAGCAGCCUACAGACAGUGUCACCAAGAAGUCUGCAAUGACAAGAUCAACGUGAACACCAUCACCUCCCCUCGCCUCGCUGCUCUGACCUACAAAUGCACCCGGGACCAGUGGACAGUGUAUUGCAGGGUCAUCCGAGAAAAGAACCUCUGCCAGGACAUGCGGUGGUACCAGCGCUGCUGCCAGACGUGCAGGGACUUCUAUGCGAACAAGAUGCGCCAGCCGCCGCCACCGCCACCGAGCUCAUGACACGUGGCCCCGUGGUCCCACGACGCUCCGACGCGAGGUCUGAGCCCCGACGACACGGCGAGUUGAAAGCCCUCCCACCCGAGAGCACACCAGUUCCCACGGCCGGGACCCCCCCCCAGCUCACCGCCGCUCACCCAGGAGGCUGUCCCAAGAAUCCGGUUGCGUAGAACUUGAGAGUGGACUUGAAGUUUGCUUAGUGCUUUUAUACUUAAUAUAUUGUUAACAGCCACUGGAUGGCUUUCUAUGGUAAGGAAAAAAGAGGCAUGAGGCACAACAUAAUUGUGAUUUCUAAGGUCCCAUGCACCUCAAAGGGAACACCUCCGACAGACGGUCGCGAGGGACGUUACUGCGUGCCUGGGUCUUGGCUUUCCUUUGACGUUGGAAUUCCCAGUGCUUGAUGUACCAUGGGAGGGGGGAUUAUCCAAAAACAUGAGACGUUUUACUUUAAAACAGGCUUUAUUCUGAAAGCCAGUGACGCCCUGGAUGGAAGGACAGAUGUCAGCGAGCCUCUGCCAAAGGCUUCUCCGAAGAGGGCCGGGCUUCCGGAUCCCCCUCGACGCCACAGGAACCAGCCCUUGUCCCCUCCACCUGUGGCGCAGAGCCCGCUCUGUAGAUCCUGGGCCUUUCCUUGGGAGCUUCGCCCCUGAGAGUCUGAGUCUGUGUGAACCAACGGGGAUCCCGGGGCUAUGUGGUUCUCCGUACCACCCAUGUUGGGGGAGAAUAUUCUGGAAGGGUUUGGGUUUGGGGAGGCCUCUAAUUUUCAGAUCUCUGCUGUCCCCCACACAGGGAAGCAGAAAAGCCUUCCUUCAAGGCGCUGUGACAUGAGGCACGUACUCAUUGUGGCCUGGGGAUUGCUUCCAGGCAUAGAGUUGGGCUCAGGGCUCUGGGGUGUAGGGAGCUCCCCCUCUGCUUCUGGGGACCUCUGCUCUAGCCAGUGCUUCAUAAAGCUUUGCACCUCACAGAUGGCUUCCCAUUGACCUUGGUCGUCUACCUGAAGUUGACGCUUUUCAGAACCUCUUUAGGACUCAAGCUCAGGCCUGGCUGCUUCGCCCCGGCACAGGGCGGGUUUCCCGCAGGGGCUGCUCAGCCUGGUGCACGGUGGGUUGGGGGUGCCCCCUGGCCAGGAUCGCUGCCCGCCCACCGAGCCUUCCCGUGGCUCAGACCUCACAGUGCUUGUCAAUGUGUUGUCAUCAUUGACCCAUCUUCUCGAGGCAAGAAUGACGUUCAGAAAAGCAUGAAGAAGGUCUUUGCUCCUCCAGUCCCCUCACCCCUGAAAACAGAGUUGUGUCCCUUCUGGAGCCCAGGGGAGAUGACCAGGGUGACCUCUGUGAAAGCACAGAAGAUGGUAGGACCCUGCCCGCCGGGGAGCUGGGAGGAGGGAACCCGACAUGCCAGGAGGUCUGGUUUGCUGCCCGACUCGGCCGGCGUUUGAUGGGUGCUCGUGUUCAAAGACUUUACGGUGAGAAGCCCACCCUCGCCUCCCUUAUUUCAGAGGGGAUCUCACUUAGGCUCAUCUCCAUGGGAUCAUCUCCAUGUGCUUCUUGGUUUAUUGGUGCUGUGUGUACGUAUCUGUGUUUGUGUUUUUGAUGUCAUAACUUUAGCGUCAGCUUCAAUCAGAAAGGAAACAAAAAACCUCUCUGCCACCUCAAGCCUGUCUGGUGGGCUGCGUUUUGGUUUUUGAUUUUGACUGCCCUCGAGGCAGGGAAGUGGUGGUGGGGCAGAGAAUUUAUUCAGUUCUCCUUGAAUCCGUAAGAAGUGUUGAGAAGGCGCUAUGGGUGCUCUGUGGAAAGAUCCUGGCAAGCGCCAGGAUGGCGUGGCCCACCUGCAGGGUAACCUCCAGAGGUGGCUGCCCAGGGCCUCUCUUGCUCUGACUUGGCCACCAGGAGAGUCCCCAAAGCUCCUUCAGUCUCUUGGGGAGCUAAGGCUCAAGUUAUCCCCCAGCCCCAAAUGGGUUGUCCUUUACCACAGAUGGACAGAAAGCUAGCCAUCAGCCUCUGGGGCUGAGGGGCGGAGCCGUGCAGCCCGCUAAGGAAGCCAGCGUGGCCUUGCUCACUCGUCUGCAUGGGAACCACGGGCCCACCCAGGCAGGGCAGGCACGUGCGUGUGCCCAGAGGCGGGCACUUUCCCUGCUGCCUCUGCAUCUCCCUGCUGGCCACCUUGACUGUAUCAACUGGACGCCCCUGGCAAGGGCCUCACACCCUCAGAAUGCAAAUGACUGAUUUCAGUUCUUGUUAAACAUCCCUUGGGUUCCCCCAAGUUCGGGUCUUUCUGAGCGCUUUUAGCUCAUGCUGGCACUGUUGUUCUGAAACUCACCAGCCCACCUUCUGUUCACGGCACAAGCAACAAUUGAUGUCGGUGAAGGCAUCAUGGCUCUCUUGCUCCACUUUGUACGGAAGACAGUGAAACCCUGUCAUUACAACCGUGAUGGUCCUUUAUGGUUCAAAAUACCCUGUACUGUCACUCGAGUACUGUACCUUUUUGGUUGCACAAAUUGUGUUACUAACUACAGAGUCUCGCGGUCUCAUGGUGCUAUUCUCAUAGGUGCAAAUGAAACCCUCUCAGUUGACCACGACUUGAUAUUAUCAGAAAACAGGGAAAGAUCUUCAAUGGCAGUAAGAUCAUUGUUUUGUUCUCUUUUCUUCACUUCAGAGUCAAAUGUAUAUAUUUUCCAUUAGUUACCUUACAUUACGUACUGUACCCAUGGUAUUUUUGUUUUACUUUUUGGUGCUGGUUUGAAAGGAAAAAAAAAAAGAACAGAAGACAAACAUUGGACACCACUGUAAAUGAAAAAUGAAUCAUUUCAUUGGAAGUGAGUUGAAUAUGUUUAAUAAAAUGUUUUUCCAUGACAA